Molecule: messenger RNA, 2093 nt
Organism: Pelagomonas calceolata
Lineage: Eukaryota; Pelagophyceae; Pelagomonadales; Pelagomonadaceae
Source: the annotation of a GenBank genome assembly
CUGCUUCAAUGCUAGUGUCUUACCGGCCGCUAGCUCCGCAUGCGUGGAUGAGACCCAAAAAGAGCGUAUUAAUCCGCCGCUGCGGGCUAGUCCCUGAUAAAGUGAUUAACUAAACCUCAAUUUCAACGCUCGAAGCCCAUUCAUUUCCUCCUGAGAGCCAGGAGCAGCCUAAACACACCCCUUGCGUGGAGGCAGUCUGAGCGGGGUAGACGUCGACGCGCCCGUUAAGUAACGAUGGGCAUCAACAAGGACAACCUCCUCAGCGACGAGCACCACGCGUCGCACUUCUCGUGCGCUAUCUGUCAAGACCUGAGCGAGAGCCCCGUGACGUUGGCGUGCAGCCACGUCUUCUGCGAAUUUUGUAUUGGAGAGUAUGUAGCCAGGUGCCUCGACCGGCAGCAGAACGCCCUGUGUCCCACGUGUCGUGCGUCCGAUUGUUCAUCGGCCGCAAAACUCUCGGAGGCGAACCCGCUCGCCUUCCGCUGCUACGCCAAGGUACAGACGCGGUGCCCCCUCCACAAGCAGGGCUGCGCCUGGACGGGGGACCUCGGGAGUCUCCAGGGACACCUCACGAACUCAGACUCGCACCUUCAGAAAGGCAUGUCGCAGGGCGACGUCUACGACGCCCUCAAGCGCGAAGGCGACGAGCGGUACCGGGCAAGGGCUUACGACCAGGCCGCCGAGCUCUACUCGAAGGCGGCCGCCGUGGCGCCGGAGCGGGCCCAGGCCUUCGCGAACCGCGCCGCCUGCCGCCUCAUGGCGCAUAGGUAUGAAGAAUGCGUCCAGGACUGCGACCAGGCGCUGCGGCGGGACCCCGCGCUCGCGAACGCGGCGACGCGGCGCGCGCGAGCCUUGCUCGAGCUGGGCCGCACGGAGGACGCGCAGCGCGGCCUUCGUGACUUCGCGGCGACGAACGGCGGCGGCCAGGCCGUCGGCGACGAGGCGCGCCGCGUCGACAGGGUCGCCACCGCCGUCGCUGAUGGGCGACGAGCAUUCGCCGACGGCGACCUCAUGCAUGCGCGGGCGUCCUUCGCCGGCGCGCUCCGCGACGCCGAGUCGGCGCCGGUCGUUCUAGGCGCCGCGGCGGCGGAGCUCGGCCUCGGCAAGAUCGACCGGUGCCUGCGGCUGUGCCUCCAGGUGCUGCGGCGCGCCGACGCGGCGCGCUGGCGGCCAGCCGCACUCGUCGUGCGCGGGGCCGCCACCUUGCUCAGCGACGAGGGCUCGCAGGCGGUCGAGAUCCUGCGGGAAGCGUUAAGACUCGAUCCGGACGGCGCCGCGCCGAAGGCGACGCUGCGGGCGGCGUUGAGGGUGGUGAAGAGGCGCAAAGAAGCGCGGGACCUCGCGACGAAGCGGUCGUUCGCCGACGCAGCGGCCGCUUAUGAUAGGCUGCUCGCGGACGAUCUGGCAGGUGCCGGGGCCGCAUUGGACGGCUUCCCCGCGCUCGCCGUGCUGGCCGCGCGGUCGCCACUGUACGCUCGCUGCCGCGCCGAGCGCGGGACGUGCCGACUGCGCACGGGCGACGCCGACGCCGCGCUCAAGGACUGCGCGGCGGCGUUGUACGUCGUCGACGAUCUGGUGGACGCGCACUUGUGCCGGGCGAAUGCGCUUCGCGCUCUCGGUCGCCACGCAGAGGCGCGAAAACAUCUGAAGGACAUCAUCGACGAGAGCUGGGGCGGGUCGGAUGUUAGAGUGAAGCAUGCCUUCGAGCAGGCCGAUUUCGACCUGCGGCGGACGAAGCGCCCCGACUACUACGCUCUCUUAAACUGCCGCCAGGUGUCGUCGGAGCGCGAGAUCAAGGGCGCCUACCAUGCGCAGUCGCUCCUACACCACCCGGACCGGCACGCGACGGCUCCCCCAGAAGUCCAGAAAGCCGAGGCCGAGGUCUUCAAGCGGCUCGGCGAAGCACUGGACAUCCUCGGCGACCCCCAGAAGCGCGAACUCUACGACAAGGGCUUCGACAAAGAAGCUAUCCACGCCAAGUUGGAGGCCGCGAAGCGCGCUUCCCAGAACCACUCGUGCAGCGGCGGCGGCGGCUGCGGCGGCUGCGGCUGAUUGCUCGUCCCUUUUUUGCAUAAUUCUUUCUGUCCAGUUGA